This is a messenger RNA of Electrophorus electricus (electric eel), 1641 nucleotides long. RefSeq names its product CLN5 lysosomal BMP synthase (gene cln5). Lineage: Eukaryota; Metazoa; Chordata; Actinopteri; Gymnotiformes; Gymnotidae. Gene Ontology annotation, cellular component: lysosome; lysosomal membrane. The record is from RefSeq and is a predicted model, not a curated record. Gene Ontology annotation, biological process: lysosome organization. Gene Ontology annotation, molecular function: hydrolase activity, acting on glycosyl bonds.
UGUAGUCAGUAACAGAAAUAAGGAAGCAGCACAUUUAGCCUUACGUUCCACCGAUUCCUAGUAUGAAACGUCGGGAGUUUUCUGUUUAUUCUGUCCUUCAGCUUUGGUUUCUGUUUUUGAUCGAGUUUCAGAAUAUUGAUGGAAAGCAAGUAUGGCCUGUCCCUUACAGGCGAGUUGACCGUCGUCCAGGCACUGAUCCAUACUGCCAGGCUUUGUACCCUUUCUGUCCUACCGGCGACCCUGAGGGCUGCAUCCCUCAUAUGAGCGACAAGGAUGUCAUUUCGGUGUUUCGACUUCAAACCCCGGUGUGGGAAUUCAAAUACGGUGAUCUUCUAGGAAAAUUUCAUGUAAUGCAUGAUGCCAUCGGGUUUGCCAGUUCAGAAACGGGGAGGAAUUAUACUAUGGAAUGGUAUGAACUUUUCCAGCUUGGAAAUUGCACUUUUCCUCAUGAGCGAAAGGACAUUGCUGCUCCUUUUUGGUGUAAUCAGGGUGCUGCUUGCUUCUUUGAGGAAAUAGAUGACAUCCACUGGAAACAGAAUGGAACUCUAGAGAAAGUUGGAGAAAUGUCAGGUGAACAGUUCAAUAGCCUGGCACAGUGGGUCCAAGAGGACAAUGAAACAGGUAUUUAUUAUGAGACGUGGACAGUACGGUCAGAUCCGGGGACCAACUCCACAACCUGGUUUGAAUCAUAUGACUGUUCGCAGUUUGUACACCGCACUUACAGGAAAAUGGCAGAGCUUGGAGCCAAAAUCUCAAGCAAAACUCAGACUAACUACACCAAAAUAUACCUGUACAGUGGAGAACCCACAUACCUUGGGGAUGAGGAAACCAUAUUUGGACAGUCGUCCAUGAAAGCUCUGGCUGUGGAUAUCAGAAAGUUUUACCAUUCAUUCCAGCCUCAUCAGUCAGUGUUUCAGUUCCUCCUUAGUUUGAUUGAAGCGUAUAAAACAGUAGUACUAAAGGAGACUUUCUAUCUGUUUUACAACUCUGAGUAUUGGCACUUGCCAAUGAAGCCACCCUACAUACAAAUUACAUAUGAGGAAGUUCCUUUACCGUAGAGACUGCCAUCAGAUUUUUACUAAAAUGUCAGAGAACAAUUCUGCAUAUUUACUGUGAUUUGCCAGAGGUAUACAAUUAAGUCAGUUAAGUAACAAUUUUUUUUCAGUAUUGCUUUGUAUAAAAUAUUUGUGUAACUGCGUAUAAGCAAAUGUUCCUCUUAUAAUUAAUAAUGAAAUAACAACUGUUCCUUUUAUUUUAAAUUUUAUAAUUUGAGUAAUUCAAAAUUAGAAUGUUUAAAAAUAAAUAAGCUGUAGCUCAAGUAUUUUUCCCAAAUAAAAAUUUUGUACAAGAGCUUUGGAAAUAUUACAAUUGUUAAUUAUGUCACAUGAUAAGAAAUAUACCUUUAAAGCAAACCAUAAAGCCACAAAUAAAACAAUGUUUGGUACGUCACUUCUGCAUUUCUAUCAGUAACCUUCUCUAGAAUGAUCCAGGGAAUGGCACAAAUUGACAUGUCCCACUCCCAAAAUAAUUUCAGUUUAAUCCUUUACAGGUUUCUAUAUGAUAAUUUGUUUGAUUGCUUUUAGCAGAUAUGAUGGUUUUGAAUGUAUGAAAGCAAAUAAACACCAAUCUGCAUUAUAAGCA